Oncorhynchus tshawytscha (Chinook salmon) is the source of this 1519-nucleotide messenger RNA. RefSeq names its product transcription factor LBX2-like. Bases 495 to 1262 code for a protein of 255 amino acids. NCBI's taxonomy places the organism in Eukaryota, Metazoa, Chordata, Actinopteri, Salmoniformes, Salmonidae. Gene Ontology annotation, molecular function: DNA binding; DNA-binding transcription factor activity, RNA polymerase II-specific. The record is from RefSeq and is a predicted model, not a curated record. Gene Ontology annotation, biological process: regulation of DNA-templated transcription. The transcript is spliced from 2 exons.
CAUCCCCAACGCUGGGGCGACACUCCUCCUAUUCCCGCGUCCAAUUAGUUAUUUUGGUCUGGCCCUUUAAGACGCAGCAGCGGGUCAGCAAGUAGUGUAGUGUUUCUCUAAUUGAACUUCGCCCAAUCAACAAUAACUAGUUAGCAGUUGCUUUCUUUUUCUUGUUCCUUGAGACAGCUUAUUCCUCGCAGGAAUCGCCCCCAGCCACUACCCGUUAUACUUUCUAAAGAUCUUAAUGGAACUUCGCAGAGGAACUUUCUCUCUCUGGAAGGGAAUACAAUUCGGUUGCCUGUGAAACUGCAGCCUACGCCCGAAGCAUGGUUAUUUUGGAGAAAACAUUUCAGACAAGUGAAGUUGCAAGAUUCGACUGAAAGUGAUUAAAAAAAAGUGGGUUGUGAAGAAGCUUCGAAUCGAAGGAAACACUCGUGGACGUUUAAACUAGCAUUUGAAUGAAAUAACCAGCCUUUGUCAGCAGUAAUUCCAUUGGACUGCCGAUGACCUCCAGUAAAGACAUGAAGGCAGGCUCCGUGUUGCAGUCCAGCAGCGAGGAGAGGAGACGGGGUCCUUUGGACCAGCUUCCACCCCCGGCCAACUCCAACAAGCCACUGACGCCGUUCAGUAUCGAGGAUAUUCUAAACAAACCCUCGGUGAAGAAAUCAGUUGCUAAUCUCUGUCCACCGAGAGUUAUUGAAAAAGUGUCCGGCUCAAACGCAGCAAGGAACGGUAUUACCACUCCUUCUUCGCCGUUAUGCGCUCUGGAGGAACUAGCCAGCAAAACAUUUAAAGGUCUGGAAGUCAGCGUUAUACAAGCAGCUGAAGGUCGUGAGCAUGUGAACGCCUUUGGACAGAGGCAGACCUCAAAAAAGAGGAGAAAGUCCCGGACAGCUUUCACCAACCAUCAGAUAUAUGAACUCGAGAAGCGCUUUUUGUACCAGAAAUACCUGUCCCCGGCCGACCGAGACCAGAUAGCUCAGCAACUGGGGCUAACCAACGCUCAGGUCAUCACCUGGUUUCAGAACAGACGGGCCAAGCUCAAGAGAGACUUGGAAGAGAUGAAAGCGGACGUGGAGUCGCUCAAGAAAAUACCACCACAAACCCUGCAAAAGCUAGUCACCAUGGAAGAAGACAUUGACGACCAGCAAGGAAGCAUCUCCCCGUCGUCACAAGGACACCGAGCAUUUCCACAGUCCCCCUCUUCAUCCAGAGAUCAAACCACGGACGAAUUCUCAGAGGAGGACGAAGAGAUUGAGGUGGACGAUUGACAGUAGGCCCAUGUUUUAAGAAAGGGCAUUUUUAACUUUUGCACGGAUAUUGACGGCGGGAGAAGUGAAACUAAAAAAAAGGAAAGUUUACUUUCUCCUCUUCUCCAUUUUAAUUUAUUAAUAGGACUGUAAAGUCUUCUGUUUCAAUUUCACCAAAUUAUUUGAGGAAUAGCCUACAUCUUUAUUUUAAUUGGAUAUGAAAAAUACUCAGUGUUUUGGUACAGGAUCAUGACUGCAAAAUGUGUAUGUACAUUUAA